GCCCAUGCCUUCACCCCUCUCUGCAUUGUCACAGCCGGUAUCACCACUCUUAAAAGGCUAUCGCAGCCACUCCAGCACCAGUUGCUGACCGGCCUACCCACUUGCCUCCUUGCCUGCUUCUGGCUGCCUUGAAUGUCUCAUUCUUCAAGCGCCUUGUGGGUCUGACAAAGCAGGGACCAUGUCUACCUUUGGCUAUAGAAGAGGACUUAGUAAAUAUGAAUCCAUCGACGAGGAUGAACUCCUCGCCUCCCUGUCGGCUGAAGAGCUGAAGGAGCUUGAGAGGGAGUUGGAAGACAUUGAACCAGACCGCAACCUUCCCGUGGGGCUAAGGCAAAAGAGUCUGACAGAGAAAACCCCCACAGGAACAUUCAGCAGAGAGGCACUGAUGGCCUAUUGGGAAAAGGAGUCUCAAAAACUCUUGGAGAAGGAGAGGCUGGGGGAGUGUGGAAAGGUUGCAGAAGAAGACAAAGAGGAGAGUGAGGAAGAGCUGAUCUUUACUGAGAGUAACAGUGAGGUCUCCGAGGAGGUAUAUACAGAAGAGGAAGAGGAACAGGAGGAGUCCCAGGAGGAAGAGGAAGAAGAGGAGGAAGAAGACAGUGAGGAAGAGGAAAGAACAGCUGAAAGUGCUAAGGGGAUUAAUGGAGCUGUCAGUUAUGAGAGUGUCAGUUCUGACAGCUCUAAGCCAAAGACAUUUAAAAGUCAAAUAGAAAACAUAAACUUGACCAACGGCAACAGCAGAAGGAACACAGAGUCCCCGGCUGCCAUUCACCCUUGUGGAAAUCCUACCGUUAUUGAGGAUGUUUUGGAAAAGAUUAAGAACAACGACCCUGACACCACGGAAGUCAAUCUGAACAACAUCGAGAACAUCACAACGCCGACCCUCACCCGUUUCGCCGAAGCCCUGAAGGACAACACGGUGGUGAAGACCUUCAGUCUGGCCAACACCCGCGCUGAUGACCCCGCGGCGAUGGCCAUCGCGGACAUGCUCAAGGUCAACAGGCACAUCACGAAUGUAAACAUCGAGUCCAACUUCGUCACGGGGAAGGGGAUCCUGGCCAUCAUGAGGGCGCUGCAGCACAACACCGUGCUCACCGAGCUGCGCUUCCACAACCAGAGGCACAUCAUGGGCAGCCAGGUGGAGAUGGAGAUCGUCAAGCUCCUGAAAGAGAACACGACGCAGCUGAGGCUGGGCUACCAUUUUGAGCUCCCAGGACCUCGGAUGAGCAUGACCAGCAUUUUGACAAGAAAUAUGGAUAAGCAGAGGCAAAAGCGGAUACAGGAGCAAAAACAGCAAGAGGGAUAUGAGGGAGGAGGCUCCAAUCUGAGGACCAAAGUCUGGCAACGAGGAACGCCUGGCUCUUCGCCCUAUGCAUCUCCCAGGCACUCUCCUUGGUCAUCACCAAAACUCCCCAAGAAAGUCCAAACUGUGAGGAGCCGUCCUGAGUCUCCUGCGGCCACACCCCCACCUCCUCCUCCUCCACCUCCUCCUCCCCAAAUGCUGCCACCACCACCUCCCCCACCGCCUCCUCCUCCUCCUCCACUCCCGGAGAAGAAGCUCAUCACCAGAAACAUUGCAGAAGUCAUCAAACAACAGGAAAGCGCCCAACGGGCAUUACAAAACGGACAGAAAAAGAAAAAAGGCAAAAAGGUUAAGAAACAGCCAAACAAUAUCCUGAAGGAAAUUAAAAGUUCUCUGAGGUCUGUGCAAGAGAAGAAAAUAGAAGACAAUUCCCGACCUUCUACCCCACAGAGAUCAGCUCAUGAAAAUCUCAUGGAAGCAAUUCGGGGAAGCAGCAUGAGACAGCUAAGGCGGGUGGAAGUUCCUGAAGCUCUGCGAUAAACACACCAUAUUUACAAGAGGAUGCAGAACUGUUCAGUAGUAUUAAAUAAAGCGCAUUGAGGUGUUUCUAAAAUACCUUCUUUCCAUUUGAAAUGUUCCCUGACUUUAAAAAUAGCCUUACCCACUAAUUCUGCAGAGAAUUUUAAGAAACGAUCAGCAUGAUUCUUCUGUAAAUAUGAAAAUGAACUUUUUUAUGUGAGAUUUGUAUUGGCAAGAAACGUUUAAAGAAGCUCUUCAUAGUUCUGGAUUUGUUGGUUACUCUGAGGUAAAAUGAGUUAAUAAAACGUGCUGUUAUUUUUGUAAUCCCAAUAAAUUUGGAUCGAAGUAUUUUUUUCUUUUUUUUAAAAGCCA
Molecule: messenger RNA, 2191 nt
Organism: Tupaia belangeri chinensis (Chinese tree shrew)
Lineage: Eukaryota; Metazoa; Chordata; Mammalia; Scandentia; Tupaiidae
Gene: LMOD2
Product: leiomodin 2
Exons: 3
Coding region: 179-1840 (553 amino acids)
Biological process (GO): muscle contraction; pointed-end actin filament capping; actin filament organization
Cellular component (GO): striated muscle thin filament; cytoskeleton; myofibril
Molecular function (GO): tropomyosin binding
Source: RefSeq, a predicted model, not a curated record